Molecule: messenger RNA, 558 nt
Organism: Protopolystoma xenopodis
Lineage: Eukaryota; Metazoa; Platyhelminthes; Monogenea; Polystomatidea; Polystomatidae
Source: the annotation of a GenBank genome assembly
CUUAAUAUCUUGCGUGCACGAGCUUCCAGUUGGAAUUACUACAUCUUCAAGUAUGAGAGAGUUGCUAAAUGGGAAAACUGCAUAAAACUAAUCUCGGAAUUCAGCACCGUUGAGCGCUUUUGGAGUCUUCUCCUAGGUACACAAAGGGUUUCGGAGCUACAGAAGGGUACAGACGUUUUGACAUUCAAAUCAAAUAUCGAACCUAAAUGGGAGGCUCCACAAAAUCAAAACGGUGGCAGAUGGCUUAUGGCUAAUAUCUUCAAAGAUGAUGUAGAUAGGUAUUGGGAGGAGAUUCUUAUGCUGCUUAUCGGAAGCGCUUGGGAGACAGAUGUUGAAGAUGAACAGGUUUGUGGUGCUGUGUUUCAGUCCCGAUCUCGUGGAUCGAAAUUAUCGGUAUGGACUAGUGAUGCCUCAGAUGUGGAAACUGUAAUGCGCAUUGGACGACGUGUGAAGAACGUAGUUAGGUAUCCUGAUCCCCUUUUUUAUCAGACUGUGGAAGAGCAGAAAGUUGCUUCCAGAGGUACGGAUGUUCUCUCGGGGACAUACAAAAUCGACUAA